Adineta ricciae is the source of this 2412-nucleotide messenger RNA. Lineage: Eukaryota; Metazoa; Rotifera; Eurotatoria; Adinetida; Adinetidae. The record is from the annotation of a GenBank genome assembly.
AUGCUUCGAUUCUUCGGUUCAUCUGGUCGAACAUUGAUUAGCGCGAAUCCUGCGCUAAGAAGCGUUUAUCUGCAAUCGUUUCGAGCAGCUUCGAAUCAGCCGAAAGUGGAUCAAACUGAACCAACUGAUGAGAAACUUUCAUCGAAACCGAAUCGAUUCUCCUCGCCACCAGUGAAACGAAGGGUCAAUAUAAAAAAGAUAUUUUCCGACGAGAACUCUAAUGAAGAUUCACUUCCGACGAGUCCACGUCGAGCAAAUGUUCCUUCAUCAGCGUCCUUCAAUGACCCAGCACGAUUAACCGCGAAUUUAUCGACUAAAAGUCGAUAUGAAAAUGAAAUCGCUGAUAUCGCUGAUUAUCACAGUGAAGAACAACGACGACGAACAGUUCGGCAAAAUCAGGCGCGACUCACUCAUGAAAAUGCUCAACCAAAAUCCAAUCAAAUGGCCCCGCGAAAGAAAUCGGCGAAUGCCAUUGAAAUUGAGAAAUUAUUCGACGAAACAGAAUAUAUUUCGCCAAAAAAAACUACGAGACAAGUCGCCAAACCGACCGAGAAGUUCAAUCAAAAUCAACAGCCGCGUCAACCGAGAAAAGAACGAACAUUAACCAAACAACCAAAUGAACCAUCAGCAUCAAAUCAAUCAAACCGUGAUCCAUUGCUUUUCACAAGCAUCGAACAAGCGAACACAACAGAAGAGCUUUUGAAAAUUUUCGAUAAAUACGUCGUUCCAACUGAAUUCGCUUUGGGUCUACAGAAGUUAAAUCAAUUAGCAUCUGCAGAAAGCAGUGAUUCAGUUCAGACUUACGGACAAUUAGACGAAGCUCGAACUCGGAUGGAAACACUACUACUCGGCUUCGUAAAUAAAUUUAGUGACAAUGAAAUAGCGACUGCAAUUGCAUUUGUAGCCAAAUAUUAUCCUGAAAAUAAUGAAUUUACUGAUAAAUUUUCUGUUAUGUUAACCAGUCGACUACGACGAAUCAGUGUUCAUCAAAUCGUUCGAAUAUUAGACGAAUUGAAAGCAUCUCGACAUACCGCCCAAUGGAUCCAUCGAGUUUACAAUCGUUUAUUAGCAUUAGCCGAAGGUCGCUAUUUCGAAUUCGAUAAUAUUCGAGAUAUUCUCGCGUUAACACAUAAACUAUCUUACAACGAUCGUUUAAUCAAUCGACUCGAUGAACGAAUCUUAGAAAUCACCGAUACGUUAACAUUUGAUGAUUGGUUCAAGAUUCUAAUCAACAAAUCCAUGUUAAAACGACGUGAUCGAACAAUAAUUCGUGCAGCUUGUUAUCAUUUACUCAAAUUAAGCGAUUCUUUUCUAUUUCCAAUCGAGAAAAUAAAAGAUUGUCUCUUGGCUUGUGCCAUGUUGAAUGUUUACGAUAAACCAUUUCUCGAACGACUAACUCGUGAUGCAUAUGAACAAGUUCAUCUUAUCAAUGAUACAUUCAUGCUUCAGUCGAUCAUCACUUCCAUGGGUACACUGAGAAUUCGCCAUUGCGAACUACUCGAUGCAUUUGGCAAAUCACUAUUAGAAGAUCCGGAAUCGAAAGCUCGAUGUAUCCCAUCAUUCAUCCGUACAUGUGCGUCAGUUAAUUAUGCACCAUCGACGUUAUCAACAUUAGUUGAUAAACAUUUGAAACUUGAUGAAACUUCGACCGAUGAAACUAAUCAAAUGAAUGAAAUUAAAAAUCAAAUCGAUCUAGUCUGGUCAUUGGCGAUCUUAGAUCAAGCAAAUCAAACUCAUGUCGCACAAGUACUUAAUCAAGAUAUUUUUCAAUUAAUACAAAAUGAAGUGAUGAAUUCCAAAAUCGCCAGUGCACUGAAAUUACUCUCGAUUUACUCGUACAGUUUACAAAAGUUUUCGAAGAAAUUUCUCAAACCAACAUUUAAUAUCGAACAAUUGGCACAACAGUUAACAUUGAAGAAUUCCAAUGCUCAAGAUCAAUUAGCUAAAGCUGUUACGAUCGUCGCUCCCGAGAACAAAUAUUCGAAAUUUAGUGUUGUAACAUCGAAUAUGAUUGUCAUCGAUUGUUUGAUGGUUGUGGACAAGUCAGGUACACCUCAAGAUUUAAGUACAGUUUUAACCAACGGAGAAAAUAAUAGCACAACUGGACAAACGACAUAUAAUAAAGUGCGAAUUGAUGAUAGUCGUUUCAAGGUGGCAUUAAAAUGUCUUGAUUAUCAAGAUAAAACAUUGAUUACAAAUUCUGUAUCAGGUCCCAUUGCGUUGCAAUUACGAUUAUUGAACUCACUUGGUUAUAAGUGUGUUCCGAUUCACUAUGAUGAAUUUAUGAAAAUUCAAGUACCAACUGAUCGAGUGAAAUAUGUUCAACGUAAAAUCAAAGAGGCAGUUGGUGCGUCUUCUGCAACGGAUCGACAAGUGAAUACUCCAUCACGGGAAAGAAAUGCUGAUGAUUGA